Owenia fusiformis is the source of this 945-nucleotide messenger RNA. The record is from the annotation of a GenBank genome assembly. Lineage: Eukaryota; Metazoa; Annelida; Polychaeta; Sabellida; Oweniidae.
AAAUAAAAUUACAUUUCAUCAUCGUUAUAAAGCAUCAUUUAUAAAAAAUAAUUACAUAGAACGAAAUAUGUAAUUUGCAAUAAAAUUAUUUGGGGUGUCCACGCACCUGUCCAAUCAUAGGUCACUUUUAAAUUUAGCGCCAACAUCCGGGAACUUCAGCGGUUUCGACAACAAACUUGAAUAUGUCAAAUUAUCGGAAAUCUACCCUUGGAGGGGCUCAAAGAAAAAAAGCAGGUCCAAAGCCAGAACUGACGGAGGAGCAAAAGCAAGAAAUAAGAGAAGCAUUUGACCUUUUUGAUGCUGAUGGCUCUGGUACUAUAGAUGCUAAGGAGUUGAAGGUUGCAAUGAGGGCUCUAGGAUUUGAGCCAAAGAAAGAAGAAAUUAAAAAAAUGAUUCAAGAUAUCGACAAAGAGGGUUCAGGAACAAUAGACUUCAAUGAUUUUCUUACAAUGAUGACUCAAAAGAUGAGUGAAAAAGACUCAAAGGAAGAAAUCCUUAAAGCAUUUAGGUUAUUUGACGAUGAUGAAACUGGAAAGAUCUCAUUUAAAAAUCUAAAGCGGGUAGCAAAAGAACUGGGAGAGAAUCUAACAGAUGAAGAAUUACAAGAGAUGAUAGAUGAAGCUGACAGGGAUGGAGAUGGUGAAAUAAAUGAACCUGAAUUUUUAAGAAUUAUGAAGAAAACUAGUUUAUAUUGAGAACAUAUAUCUUUACAAUCCAUUUCAACACAUGACGUCAUAAUGGUAGACAUUGUAUUACAUUUCCUGGCACCUGGAUUUUGGAAUAUCUAUGUAUCUGAGUGACAUUUAUAUGUGAAAUUCAUAAUUGGUAUAAGUAAAAUCAUGAGGCCUACCUGUACAAACUCAUAUGAUAUGGUUAAUAACAUCUGUAUGUGCAGAACGUCUUUUGUAACCACACUUGACAUAUUAAAUGCACUGACAUGAUAAC